This is a messenger RNA of Peromyscus californicus insignis, 9723 nucleotides long. It is a transcript of the gene CUNH5orf34, whose product is annotated as chromosome unknown C5orf34 homolog. Lineage: Eukaryota; Metazoa; Chordata; Mammalia; Rodentia; Cricetidae. Bases 7604 to 9514 code for a protein of 636 amino acids. The transcript has 12 exons. The record is from RefSeq and is a predicted model, not a curated record.
ACAAAUGAACCUGGAAAAUUAACAAAUACAUUAAUUUCUAGAGUUGGAUUUUUGGAAUUUGUCACACCAGGACAGUAUGCAGUCUUGGAACAUGAUAGUUACAGCACAUUAGGACAGAUACCGAGAGAUAACUGGGCUGCACAUACUUUAGACAUCUACUGGUCACUGUGUAAACAUCCAGUAUUUGACCACUAGCCUCACUGUCACCAGUUAACAACUCAGUGUAACGAUCAACAGAAUCUACAUGCAUUGUAGAUGGUACUUAAAAAACUACCCAGGGUCUGGUAUUGGUUCAUCUGCUUAGCUUGCAGAAGGCCUAAGGCCAAUCCUAGCAGUAGGAGUAAAAACCACCUUAGUAGUGAAAACAAUGGACUGGUGAUAGCUUGAGCAGCUGGGGGCUGUGAUCAUUGGAGCCAUCUUGGGGCUCUGAGGACUUAAGCUAGGUCUAGACCCGAGUUGUUGACCAGAAAGAACAUUGACAUUUUACAGAUGGCUUCUUCAUUUUUCUUGGACCUCUCACAGCAUUUUGGCUAGAUUCUGAGAUGGGCAUCCCAAAACAGGGAGAACUGCAUUAAGAAGCCAUGCCAGCAGGAUUUAUUUUCUUGGUUCUAAAUUUGUAACUAUAUGAUGAGUUGGUCGUGUGUCACAUUGUCUUGUAGAAUGCAUGUCUUCACCAAGAAGAGAGAUGAAUGUCUUGUAGAAAUAGAAAUACAGUUCUUUCCAGUGAGCACAGGCACUGGUGCCAGUCAAUGUCAGUCUUGACGACCAGGCAGUCAGGUUAUCAACUCUGUCUGUCUUAGCUAGAAGGCAAGAAUACACUCUAUCUCAGUAGACUGGGUUUGUCAUAGUGAUGGAGAACGUGUACUUUGGGGGAACCAUAGAGCUUAUCUACAAGAGGUCACUAGAAUUUAAAAUCAGACGUCUUUGGUGGGUAAUUCUGUAGGUAUUCCACUAAAUCUUACCUGCAGGAAGGACAGAUGAGUGUAGAUUGUUUUUCCUUAUUAAAAAAGGGGUUUGGCCAUAUUUAAUGAGAGGAGGGUGUUUGGUAGAAUUACGGAAAACCUGUUAUGGCUGAAAGUCAGCUGAAACAAAAAGGAAAAAAGCCCCUUUCCUAUCAGGUCCUGAGGGUGGGCUCACACAGGCCAGCUGCCAAGUGAACACAGUCUUAGAGCAGCACAUUGUGACACCUCGUGGGUGGAACUGUUGCUGUUCCCAGCACUCUGCUGCUGCUAGUCUGUGGCUAGAGACCCAGUUCCUAAACUGCUCAAAUUCUGCUGCUUAUAUUGCUGCACAAACAGCCCCUUCCCCAAAACUGGUCUCCCUUCCCUUAGGACUUCCUCAGAAUCUUUCAUCAGGAACUCAAAUUUUAGUAAAGAUGGCACUCCAUCCCAUUGUGGAACAUACCCUUCCAAUUUUGCCAACAAACAGGCUUGAGCCUGGUUGUCUGACUAGACUUGGGCAGAUGGAAAUAACUUAAGCUCAUGUAUGCUGCUGUCCUGUUGUGUUGGUCUAGCAAAAAUGAACCCUGUAAGUGCAACAUGGCAUUCAGAAGUCAUGCAGCCAGAAGACGUGGUUCUGGUAGAUGGUGUGCCGUCGUGAAUUCAGAAUUGCCACUGUCACUUAGACUGUACCGCUAGUGAUUGUUUUGUUUCCUCAGUCCGUGUUUUAUUUGCUUCAUUCCUCCUCUAACCUUUCAUUUCCUAAUUAGCUGCUUUACAGGAAAAACAUUAAGUCAAAUGUACACAAAUAUAUCUGUAUCCACUUUUCCUCUACAGGAAGCAUCCUUCUAGAUGUUCCUGCCUCUUUCAUGAAUUCUGUUAUUUAAUAAUUGGUAGGGUUUCUUAUUUUUGGUUGUUUUCUUUAAAUCUGGCUUUUUUUUUUUCAUGAGCUGUUCUCCAUGCCAUUCUUAUCAAAUAAAAAAUAAAAUCUGGCGCUCUAAUUUUUCUUGUACCAGAGUCCUAUUGUCAGUCUCAAGUGGCCCAUAUUUAUCCAUUUUCUUGCCUCCUAUUUCUUCUUCAGAUCCAUUAUGUUUUCUUUCCUACUAUAUGCAACGAUUCUCACUGAAAUCACCAGUGGCCCUGGACCCUGGCUCACGAAACCUAAUAGAUUUUUGUUUCCACUUUUUCUCUGGCAGUACUGACAACAAAAUUAAAAAUACUAAGCACCUAAGACAAUAAUUUGCUGUCCCUCUUUGUGCUCUUUUACAAUGCUUUUGUGGGCUUCUUUAUGUGUUUCCUUUGAUUUUUAAAAAUUAUUUUGUAUGUGUGGGUGUUUUGUCUGGACUAGUGUAUGCCUGGUACCCAGGGAGGCCAGAAUAGGGUCUUGAUUCCCUGGAAGUGGAGUUACAGAAGGUUGUGAGCCACUAUGUGAGUGCUGGGAGUUGAACUCUGGUCCUCUAGAAGAGCAGCCAGUGCUUUUAACUACUGAGCCAUCUCUUAAUUUUCUAAUGUCACAUUCAUUGUUUCAUUCUUUUAAAUCUUCAAUUAGCAUGUAACAGCCAUUGAUCUCCAGGUGUGUAUCUCCUGAUUCCAGCCAAAUCUUAUUUACAGCUUUCAUCAAGUGAACUUAGAAAAUUUAAGUCUAGCUCAAACUUUUCCUAAAUUCUUUAUAAUUUCUGCAACUUUCCCACUUGCCCAAACCAGAAACUUGGGCAGUCUUGAAGUCUUACUUUUUCUUAAGUCCCAGGUCUAGUAAUUCCAAAGAAUAUAAUUAAUCUAAAUAAUUGCUGGAGCUGCUAUCUCCUUAGUGCUAUGGAACGACAUUCUAGGGGUUAUUUUCUCUCAUUUGUUCAGAAGCCUUCUACUGAACUCUUCACAUCUAUCCUUGCUGUCCACAAUCCAUUCUCCAUCAGCAAUUCCAGGAAUCUUUCAAAAAGUCAUGAAAUCUCUAGUAGAAGUUCCAUUCAGGUCUCAAACAUUGGAGGGGGAAAAGGCAGGGGUGGAAAACCCUGUGCAAUAUAUAAAACUUAUCGUCACAGGUCAUUAAGAAAUAAAACAUCUGCCCAAGAAUGUCUUUACAUAAAAUUGGGAUCAAUUUGCAUAUCAGUAUUUUUUUUCAAAUGAUGGUUAAUUGAAGUUUUUCCCAAUCCCUUGAUGCUAUCUUUGCUUAAAGCUCUUGAACUAAACAAGUAUACCUACUAAAACGUUCAGAAAAUAGUUGCCUAGAUAUAUUCUUAAUACUUUAGAAUCAGAAAAUUCCCUCAAGUCUGACUCCAUCCAUAGUGAUCUGGCCCCAGUGCUUCUGACCUCCUUCUUCCCUAGUCAUGCUCCAGCCCCUUUAAAGGAAAUCAUCUUUCCCUUGGACUGCUCCGAGUCUUUUAACACAGAGCCGUGACCUUUGCUUGUACUUAGCAAGCACUUCUUUAAAACUCCAGAUUUCGAGCUAUGGUCAUAUGGAUUACGUCCCUAUGGAGAGAUUUGCCCAUUUUUGCUCUAAGGUCAUGGUCAUACUGGAGGCAGUAAGGCAGUCCAUGAGGUGUCUGGAUUGUUGUGGACGCUUCGUCUAUAAUCUAAAGGCCAGACUAUUUCUGUUGGCAAUAAGAAGAGGUAAUUAUCGGGCUAGGAGAUGGAGGGGGGAGUAGAGGGCGGAAGCCAGGUGGUAGUGGGGCACGCCAUUAAUCCCAGCAGAGGCCAGCCUGGUCUACAGAGCAAGUUCCAAGAUAGCCAGGGCUGCCGAGAGAAAUCCUGCUCAAAAAACAAACAAAAAACCCUUCAGAUUUCAGUGGAAAUAUUUUCUCGGUCUACUAUAUGCUCUCGUAGGUUGCUGUGUUUUUGUUUUUUUUUUAAUCUUAGGAACACCCACAACUAAUCAAAUGAUUGUUUUUUUCUUCCCAGUCACUCUCCAAUCCCCAUCCUGACUCCCAAAGAAUUGGGCUAAUCCGCCGCAUACAUUGAUGACUUAGUAGGCAGUCUGUACACGCCUAAAGGCAAUAAAAUAAGAAUCAGAAGACAGUGUCUGGCACAUCUUAAAACAAGUAGUCUCUCCUUCGAUUACUUUGAAGAAUGCAAUCACUCCGUUAAAACUCGUCCUUGCGUUAGCGUUUGCCUGGUAGGGUAGAAGGGUGGUCCACACACCUAAUUCCAAACCAACCUGAACGCUUCCGCAGGGGCACUGAACACCCAAUAGGUGGGGACCAGAGUCCGACCCGGAAAAACCCGUCCUCUUCCGGUCCCGCCCUGUGCAGUGAAAGAGGCGGGACUUCCGGCCUCACUUUUCCCCCUGACAGCGCUUUCUUUUCGAUGCGGGAAGUUCAAACGGCUACUUUCGUAGUUUUGUUUUGUUUUUUCCUUUGGGUCCUCCGGUUCGCCGCUGCUGCCCCAGCCGCCUGGACUUGAACCGGCGUCUCAAUCCAAACACUUCUUGUGUCCAUGUUCUUCCGCAGAUGAGAUUAUUUUCUUUCAUCAAGAAAUACCGCUCGGUAGUUAAUAUUUGCUGAAGUAACCCCGGAGAAGCAGUCGCAAACGGUACAGUCCCUGCCAUUUGGGCAAAACAGAGGUCAGUCAGAGGCCUUGAUUGCUCUCUCGAUGUGGAAAACAACUUUGCAGCCCAGAACUGCCGGGUGAGCGUCAGGGGUUUGUCGGUGGACUUGAUGAGGGCGUGUACCGGUCCCGGUCUCUUUCCCGGGGUAACUAGACACUAUAUUUUGAAAAGCGAGGUUUCAACAUGCAGAACAGACGAGGUUUUACAGUUCGUUAUACCGUACAUAAUGUGUUGAACGGUGAGAAUGCUAACAGGAAUAACACAAUGCAGAGGAGGCCAAAAAGAUGGAUUGGAACCAGAUUAUUGUGUCCUGUGGCAGCGCCAAGAUCCUUUAAACACUACACUCUUUUGUGUAUGCUUGUUAUUUAAAUAAUAACUUCAGUAAAGUUGCUAUAUGGGAGGUGCAAAGAUAGUGAUUCCAUUCCCAGUCUGGUGUCAGAAAAUAGACUCUUACAACUAUGUGUCAGCACCUGUUUUCUCUUAAAAUACCAGAUAGAGUAUAUGCAGGUGUGCGUGUAUGCACAUAUAUAAUAUCUCCAUCCUUUGUCAUGGUAUGUGUUUAUUGACAUUUAGCAAGUAUGUAAACAAAUGAUGUAAAGCAGUCAGUGCAGUCUGACUUGUGAGAAGUUAACUGUGACAGGAAUAGGAGAGAGAAGAAACAGGAGAAAGAUCUUAGUUGUAGGAAUUGAGAGAUGAGCUUCCAACAAAAGGAGGUAAAGGGCUCAAUACAAGCAAGCUUUUAAAAAAAGAAUAGAAAACUAGUUACAGGAGAAAAGCAGUGAGGAGUCAGAGGUGUCGUUAGCUCUUAUUGCAAACUCAAGGGUAAGAAGAAUUUAAACAUUCAUUCUUUUAUUAUCUGAUGAAAGUAUAUUUGCCUAUGACAUCAUUCUUUGCCCUAAUACUAUUUUAGGUCCCAGUGAUACAUUUGUGAAUAGGACAGGUGAGGUCCAUUCUGUUUGAGUUUCUAUCCUGGUGGAAGAAAACAAAGGCAAAUAAUUUUGAUAUUGAUAAAGCCUAUGAGGACAAAAGGUACGCUAGGAUGGGAAUGUGUGGAGCGCUUUAGCUUAGUGGACAACGUGGGGCCUUUGUGCAAGUGGUGUUUGUAUUGAGACGUUAAUGCUGACAAAGAAUUUGUCACAUGAUAAGCCAAGGAGAAGACAAGCUAGACAGAACAGCAUGAAGAUUUUGAGAUGGAAAAAUACCUUCUUUCAAGAUUAUUUUUAAAAAGCCAAUAUUAUUAAAGUGAUCUGAACAAGGGAGUUAGGAGGUGACAUUUGGAGACAAUGGUGGGCUAGAUUGUGUGGCCCCUGCAGGCUCUAGUGUAAGAAUAUAGCUCUUGUUCAGCUAAAGAAUGAAUUUAGGGGGUGUUACCGAAGGCUGCUUUUGGUGGGAGUGCCUUUGCUCUAGUUGAAUCAGAGUCCAUUUAUCUGUGGAACAAAGACAUAGAAGUCUAUGCUGUUAACUAGCUGAACUCUCUGAAAGGAGUGGGGUGGACUUACAAGUUCUUCAGAGAAAGAAAAGAAUCAAAACUGUGAAUCUUAUUAAGAGUUAGCACAUACUUAAACCCUUACUUACAUCCAAACCUGCUCCACAUAAGAUGUUAGCCUAUAUUGUGCAAAGCUUAUUGCAUAUUUAAAACACGAAAGCAAAAGAUGAGACUAAAAAGUAACAAGUGUUAUUAAGGUAAGGUCUUGAAGAAUCUCUGAUUUAGGUAACAAAUAAGAAUGAUUAAAGUCAAAACAGAAGUAGAGAAGCAACCCUUAGUAGCCCAAAGUGGGGUUGGAGGUAGGACAGAGGGAAUCGUGGAAGAGGGGACAAUGUACAACUGUGACACAGACUGACUAGGUCCAGUAGACGGACGACUAAAGACAUUGGGUGCAUGUAGACAUCGGUGCCCAUGAUGAAACAAUGCCAGUGGAAAGGUAGAGGAGGAAGUUGGACUAAUAGAGUGAAGAUUAGCAAGAGAAUAUUGGCAGUGGGGGGUUUACUGUACUUUAGAGACUUAUUGGUAGGAAAUGUCCAUAAACUUGAGAAGUAUUACCUCUGAAUAGUCUCUUGUUUUUGACAGAUGAGACUUGAUCACUUGACUAGAAGGAGACGAUAAUGCAGAAGGGGAUGGGUUUUGUGUUAGAAAAGAAUUAACAUUUCAUCAGAUUUAUUGAGACCUUACAGGGUGGCUUUCAUAGUGCUCGGCAGUCAUCUUUUGGGGUUUUGUCACUUUUGCCCACGGCAGUCCUGUAACCCUCUUGUUUCGCAAAUGAACGAACAUCCCUUGGUGUCUGCCUAGCACAUGGUGGAGUAUCAGUGAAGCCCACCUCCCCUCUUCACCACACAGCUAUGGAAAACAUAGUGAGAGCAGAGUCAUCUUGGAGGUAAGAAAUAGACUUCAAGAAGUGAGGAUGAGUUGAAGUCACUAAAUAACUGCUUCCUUAAUGCCAGACUGGGGAACAGUAAGUUGUGGCUUUUGUAUUUCUUCCGUGGUCUUUUGCCUUAGGCUGAAUAGUUAGUUACUUUUGGCCUGUCUUUUGCAUGUGUUAAAACAGAUUUUCUGUGUUAUUUUAUUUGUAUUUAUUGUUGUUGUUGUUUGUAUGUAUUAUGAUGUGUGAGUGCAGGCAUGCGCAUGCACAUGCUUGCUACAACUUUGUUCUCAUUCUCCACAGUGAGUUCCAGCUCAGUUCAUCAGGCCUGCAUGGCAAGCACUUCACAUGCUGAACCAUCAUGCCUGCCCAAAUUGCUACAUUUUUCUUACCAAGUAGAAUUGGUUUGUCUGAAAUGAGAUCCUGGGCAUAUAACAUACAAAAGUUAAACUUGAACAGUAAAACCACAAAACUUAGGACAUUUGUGACUCUGUGGACUGUCUUCUCCUUCCAGGUUAUGUUUUUAGCAGUGGAGUGAAGUCGUAGAGGUUUCUCAAAGCAUUUUGUGAAGGAAGUUCAUUUUAGAUAACCGAGGUGAGACCACCGCUCUUCCACCGAGAGUGUACUCAGUGGCAGUGUGCUGCCCUUACGUUCUUAGGAAGUGCGUGUGUUUAGCUUGUGAAACUCUUGAGCAUUGAGAAAUGCCUGUGCUACCGUGUCCCCAUCUCCUGUAGUCUGUCUGAAGUGUGGCGUACCCAGGCGUAGAAAUGGCUGCUGAAGUCCAAAUGGUACUUUAUGAAGAUGACUCGGUCCAAGUACAAUAUGCCGAUGGUUCCAGACUGCAGCUCUCUCCUUGUGGCUCAGAAUUUCUAUUUGAAAAGGCACCUCCUCUUUCAACACAUCCUUUAGAGCAACCAGAGAGAAUUCGUCAACGGACACACUUUGUCAUUAGUACCUACCGAGAGCAACUACAGCGAGCCCUAGAUUUUCGAAACUCUUCAGCUACAUGCCCUUUUUUAUCUGAAAGCCUCAUACCUCCUGAAAGGAAAAAGCAUAUCUUCAUUGAUUUCUCAGAAGUAAAAUGGCCCAGUCUUGAUAGAGAUGACAGCAUCACAUAUUUGGAGAGUGGCGCAGUGAAGAUAACAUCACUAGAUGGACACGCAUACUUGUGCCUACCCAGAUCUCAGCAUGAAUUUACAGUGCAUUUUUUGUGUAAAGUGAGCCAGAAGCCAGACUUGCCUGUAACACUCUCUGAAACAAGUAAUCAGGUCCUGAAAGAUAAACGAGCUGGAAAGACUUGCAAAAUCUGCACCCAUGGAAGUUUAUCAGGACAAGGAUUACAGAAUAAAGAAAACGAACUUCAUGGCCAGAUCUUGAAAUCUAAAGCCUCAGCGAACCUGUGUUGUGUCGAUGGAACCGAGGGGAGGGAGGAGCUGCCUUCCUCAAGCACGAGGCACAGAUGUGUCUACGCCUGGGUGAAGCAGUGCUGGUCUGUCACCUCCUGUCCAGAGCCGUGGAAAUACCCUUUGUCUUUAGCGCUUGGUUUUUAUAACAAAGUUAGUGUUGUGUCUAAAAUUGAUGCAGGUUUCCCUGCAAGUGGAAUUGUAACCUCUGACACUCCAGAAGAAAGCAGAGAAGAGGUUUCUGUCCUUCCCAGGGCCUUGUUACUCAGCUGCCCUGCCCCACACAUGCACAGGUGGAACUUCUGUGAUUCACUUUUACAGAGACAGUCUGAUGAAGAGUAUUCCUAUCCUGAGCUUGUGAAGGUGGUGUGGUACAAGGGUAUGACAUACAGGCUUACCCAUAAGAAUGAAAACUUGAUAGAGAUUUAUCCUGGAGAUGGAUCAGUUUUCAAGUCCAAAGGAGCUUAUUUUGGUAACUAUUUUACAUAUUAUCCAAGUCAAGGAGAAUCAGAAAAGAGAGAAGAGAAAACUUAUUCCAUAAAUAACCUUCCUCCAGACAGACCAGGAAGUCUCUUCUCUGUACGUUCUUUGAUAAAACAGGCAGCCAGAAUUCUUCAACAUUGUGCCAAGACAAGGCUUUCACUAAGCCACAACUAUCACGUCUGCUGCUGGAAAAUGGUACCUGGAAUAAAUGUUAACAAUACCCUGCCCAUGCUUCUGAAAGAAUCACUCAUACCCAGUGUGGGGAGAUUUCUUGCCUACUCUGAUGACAAAGUUCACGCUGUCUUUUUAGAUGGCGUCACUCUAACGCUGAAUUGGAAUUUCAGCUCCUCUGCUGAAAAAAGACCAAUAAAUCAAGGUCUCAACUUGGGUUGGUGCAGAUUAACUUUUCCUGAUGGACAGGAUCAGUUCAUUCAAACUGAGCAUCCUGGAACAUAUGAAAGAUACGUGACAUCAGUAACAUCAUGGUGCAGAAGACUGACCCAGGCGAGUCCAAGUCAGGUGCCUGAACAUCUGUCACCUGUUCUCAAAGAAAAUUGGUCUGUUGCUUCUGAGCUUGAGAAAAUACAGAAAUUUAACUGGCUCCUGGAAAACAGUGGUGUCCUCCACUUGACUUCUAACAAGAAAAACGAUCAGUGUUCUGAUGACUGUGCCCUAGGCUCUUCAGAAACCUUGCUGGAAGCAACUAAUAAAGAGAGUGUAUCGGUAGCACUGAAAAGAACUUCUGAAAUCCUUCAGGAUAUUGACUAUAUCUUGUCAAACUCUAGAAAGUGAAAAAUGGAGUUACUACAACACUAAAACUUAAGGAUGUCUCAAAUUCCUAGUAUGGAAUCGCUAGUAACCCAAGGAGCUGUGAAUGUUACUUCUGCAGAAUGUGCAGAACUGAUUGUAUUUUACCUAACUUGUACAUUUUAGUGUGUGUGUCUGUAUGUAUAUCGGUAUAUAUACAUUUUUAAAAUAAAGAACUAUUUUGAGGUUUUGAA